AUGUUUAAACGGUGUGUCAAGCCAGUGGCAGCUAAGCCAGGAGCGGACCCCACACUAGUGAUGUUCUCUGAUGCAUCAGAGAAAGCUAUGGGAGCUGUUGCAUACAUAAGGUACGAAGUGCAAGAUGGAAGAUAUGAGUCCCAUUUGAUGGCUUCCAAAAGUAGAGUUGCGCCGAUAGAAAUUACAAGCAUUGUUCGACUAGAAUUAAGUGCAGCAGUCUUGAGCAAACGGUUGGCGAAAACCAUAAUGGAGGAAACCAACAUUUGCUUUCAAAGAGUAUUUUAUAUCGUAGACAGCAUGAUUGUCCGUGCAAUGAUCCAGAAACAGAGUUAUGGAUUUAAAACCUUCGCGGCAACGCGCAUCGGUGAAAUCCAAAGACACACAGACCCCCAAGAUUGGUUUUGGAUUGCAGGAGAAGAUAAUGUGGCGGACAUUAUAUCAAGAGGUACUGAUCCUAGUGAGUUAAAGGAGAUGAAAGCAUGGCAAUGUGGCCCAGAGUUUUUAAAAUGGUCCGUAGAGGAGUGGCCAACGUCUCAGAGUUGUGGAAGUCAGGAACUCCCAGAAAGAGUUAAAGUAGUGCUGGCUGCCGAUGUUGAACCAGUGGUCACACUGACAAGUCUUUUUGAAUCCAAAGAAAGUUGGUGA
Anneissia japonica is the source of this 645-nucleotide messenger RNA. RefSeq lists its product as uncharacterized. The coding region runs from base 1 to 645 and encodes 214 amino acids. The transcript has a single exon. Lineage: Eukaryota; Metazoa; Echinodermata; Crinoidea; Comatulida; Comatulidae. The record is from RefSeq and is a predicted model, not a curated record.